This is a messenger RNA of Coregonus sp. 'balchen', 2773 nucleotides long. The record is from the annotation of a GenBank genome assembly. NCBI's taxonomy places the organism in Eukaryota, Metazoa, Chordata, Actinopteri, Salmoniformes, Salmonidae.
AUCCAGGAGAUGACUCGCCACGACGGUUCACAUUAUGACCUCAGCCGUCACAACCCCCAUCUGAUAAACAUGUCACCUAGGAUACUGUCCCAUCACUCCAUGAGUGCACUGUCCCAACUGAACUCUCAGGUUGGCCGGAGUGCACUUACCCAUGGUUCUCCCUCACCUCCCGGAAGUAAAUCAGCCACACCCUCUCCCUCGAGCUCCACACAGGAAGAGGAAACCGAUUCCCACCAUAAGGUACUGAUGUGGCAAUGCUUCUUUGAUUUCGCUGAACCUAGGGAAAGUCAGGGUGUUGCUCUUGUUGGUGUUGGGUGUUGCAAGGUGGAAGGAAAAUUGUCAAAUUGUCGUUAACCUAUAACUAUAUUUUCUUUCAGACAGGGUUGUGUGACUUGCUGUCACGUUGUUUAAUUUGUGUAUGUAUGGCAGAAUGACAGUGAAUGUAUGGCAAUUAUUCAACAAGCGACUUUGUGGGGUUUUAAGCGCGGUAGUAUAUUUAUGAGCACAGACAUAUCUCCAAUCUCAUAGGUAAUUAGGGAUCAUCUGGUAUUUUUUAGAUUGGCUUCUAAUCCUAGUUCAAACUGAAAGCAAUGUAGCUUUUUAUUUUCCCUUUUUGUUCUAAUUGUUUUGCUGUCUAAAUUAUUUCAAUUGAAAUGUCCCCGUAAUGUGGGAUUUGCUGAGAAUCCGUUAUCACCAUGUCAUCUCCUUAAUUGCACAUUGUUAAUUGUCACAUCAAGAAAGGAGAUGGAGAAAGAACUUCUUACUCCCUUUCCAGUUAUGUUGUGGAUUAUUUUUUUCAAAUUCCCUUGUCGAUUAUACUGCUUUAUGUAUGUUCACAUAACUGGUGUUAUUGUUGUUCUCUGGGCCCUAUCCAUAGUGAUUCACAGAAGCUGUGUUCCAUUCUUUAUAUUGCAGCAAUGGCAACAGGGAUGCAUUUGGAUCUUUUCCUCUGUGUUCGUCUGUAAGACGUUGCUAUAAGAUGUGGGAGACAGAACUUGAGGCAACAUACUGUAGUUCCAAACCAAAUGACUUGAAGCAGAAGUGUUCUACAUCGUGUAUUGUAGUCUUCUAGAACUCUACACACCUAUCAAUAGAUGUGUUUCUCAGCUGUGGGGUAAACAUGUUGAAAAGGACAGCAAAGCUUGAGGGAGUAUAUGUGUGCCUCAAUCCCUCACAGCUCUUUCAUUUGAAACAAGGACACAGGAAUACAUACUCAAUAAGGGACAUUAUUUAAUUUAUGUAAAUCCAUACAACAAAGCAUACAGAAAUGACUCAACAAUCAGGGCUCUCACUGGAUUUGUUUUCCAUUUACCUGGGGGAUUAUAAAAUAGGAAUAUGAAUGUAUAAUUGAAUCCGGGGGUUUCUAUAGUGUUGUUGCAUAUUUAUCAGCAUCUGUACACAAGCAUACAGCGAUACAACGUUAGACCAGCAAAUUUUCUGAAACACAAUUUUUUCUCCACCAUACAAGCUCCCCGCUGUGCAAGACUGUUCAUGUAUGAAAAAACCCAGAUUACAAUUUCUCCCCUAUCAGUAUGUAAUUCCAUUAGCCUCCAAUGUAGUCAACAUCCACAUCAAAGCUAGUAGAAACAAAGGUGAUUUUUAAUACAUUUUGCUCCAUUGCACAAAAGUUGGAAUCUAUUAUCUAAAUGAAACUCUUUAAGAAGAGUGUCGUCAGGAAUGUUAGGUGAGAAAUGUACAUUUUUACCUAGUACGGGAAGAAAUGUGUUUGUGUUGUUUUGAUAAAUAAUUUUUGACAAUGUAAACGAGGUAUUGCUGAAGAAAAACAGCUUCAAUUGGAAUAGAUAAUGGUAGUGUUAUAUUAGACUUGAGAGAUUGAAUCUCAGUUUCUGUUCAUAGAGUACAAUUCAAAACAAGAGAGUAUUAAUAGUAUCAUACUGUAAAUACAUGUUCUACAUAUAAAUACAACGUUCUGUGUUUGAUGUGAACAGGUUUAGCUUAUUACAUUGAAUGUUUCUUUACUGAUAAUUCUAAAUGAAACCGAAUACUGCACUGCAAAUCAUUGUUGAAAAGGGGAGUUGUUUGCAUUUUGACUGUGGAUGUCUCAAUAACUUGGAAUGGAUUCAAUCAAACGGUCAUUACGAUGAAAAUGCACACUUUCAUUAAAGUCUAAAUUAGUUUUAUUUUGUUUUUCGCUGCAAAAGUUCAUACACAUUAUUGUCUAUUAACCUAGUGAGAAGAUAAGAGGUAAGUCAUACUUAUUCUUACACUUGACUGGCAACUCAUCUCUUGAUGUUGGGGAUGCAAGCUUGUUUGAGCUGUCUGCUGGGCAUAGAUGUGGAUGAGUUGGCACACUGACCAUGAUCAUUUGUCUACGUGAGGCAGUGAAACGUUACCAAUGGAAGGAGGUGUGAAGUGAGAGGAGUGGGGAGCGUCUUGUCACUGUGUUCUGUUGAUCUCCUCAUGUAGUAGAGAGGUGUAUGCACAUAAUGACAGACACAAGUGACAUCACACCAAGUCUGAUAGCCUACCAUUGUGGAGAGCACUGUCGAAAGGGAGCAGUUGAAGUUUACCACAUCUCUUACCUGUGUCAUACAGUACAUUCUCUGUGAGUGAGCAGUCGUCUUCUUGUAAGGAACUACAAAGUUCAGUCUCCAAACAGAAAGACACGAGAGACAAAUUAAUAACGUUUAUUUUAUUUUUUAUCUUCUUCCAGAUGACGGGCGAGAAGCGGCCCUCCUCGGAGAUGACGAAGCCCAAACCCAAACCACAGAAGAAGAAGAAGAAAAAGGACCCCAACGAGCCGAACAAGCCU